UUCCACCUCUACCGUUCUGUGAGCAUCGUCUAACCUUCGUGACGUGUUGUUGCGACGUCGAUUGUGGCAAGGGAGGCAGCGAUGUUGGGUGUGUUCAGCGGCGAGGUGGUGGAGGCGCCGGCGGAGCUGGCGGCGGCGGGGAGCAGGACGCCGUCGCCGAAGACGCGGGCGUCAGAGCUCGUGGCUCGAUUCAUCGAGAGCUCCGUCCCGGCGGUGUCGAUCCAGAUCGGCUCCCUCGGCCACCUCGCCUACUCCCACGCCAACCAGUCUCCCUUUCGCCCCAGGUCGUUCGCUGCAAAGGAUGAUAUUUUCUGCCUGUUUGAAGGAGUGCUGGAUAAUCUUGGCACAUUAAGGAAGCACUACGGCCUCUCCAAGAGUGCCGAUGAGGUGAUGCUCGUCAUCGAGGCCUACAAGGCCCUCCGCGACCGGGCACCGUAUCCACCGAGCUCCAUGCUCGCCCACCUCUCUGGCAACUUUGCCUUCGUGCUCUUCGACGAGUCCAUCUCUUCGCUCCUCGUAGCUUCUGAUCCAGAUGGAAAGGUUCCCCUGUUCUGGGGGAUUACUGCAGAUGGGUGCGUGGCCUUCGCUGACAAUCUGGACUUGCUUAAGGGAUCUUGUGGCAAGUCUCUCGCUCCAUUCCCUCAAGGAUGUUUCUAUUGGAACACUCUGGGAGGGUUGAAAAGCUUUGAGAACCCAAAGAACAAGGUCACUGCUGUUUUAGCAGAUGAAGAAGAGAUAUGCGGUGCCACUUUCAUGGUGGAAGGAUCUGCAGUCCUCACGGCAACACAUUAGAAGCAAGUUGCUCGUGGCAGAGGAGGAUCGAAUCUGGUUGUGAAGGGAUGCACAGGGCAUGAAAUUACCAUGUAUAUAUAAUGUUGGAAUGUCAUGAGUUUAGCUAGGGUUUUGCUUUGUGCUUUGAUUUAGAAUAAUCUUUUAGGUGCAAUUGAUCCUCCUCCAUAUGUGCAUUGUAAUCAGAGUUUAUGUAUGUAAAUCUAGUUAUACUCAAAAUAAAAUGUUGGAAGUAACUUUUUCCUAGUAACUGAAA
Messenger RNA from Phoenix dactylifera (date palm), 1045 nucleotides. Its product is annotated as stem-specific protein TSJT1-like. Lineage: Eukaryota; Viridiplantae; Streptophyta; Magnoliopsida; Arecales; Arecaceae. The record is from RefSeq and is a predicted model, not a curated record.